This is a messenger RNA of Ruditapes philippinarum (Manila clam), 782 nucleotides long. RefSeq names its product putative glutathione-specific gamma-glutamylcyclotransferase 2. Bases 183 to 782 code for a protein of 199 amino acids. Gene Ontology annotation, molecular function: gamma-glutamylcyclotransferase activity; glutathione specific gamma-glutamylcyclotransferase activity. Gene Ontology annotation, cellular component: cytoplasm. The record is from RefSeq and is a predicted model, not a curated record. NCBI's taxonomy places the organism in Eukaryota, Metazoa, Mollusca, Bivalvia, Venerida, Veneridae. The transcript is spliced from 3 exons. Gene Ontology annotation, biological process: glutathione catabolic process.
GACAAAGUAUGAUUCGCAACUGUUGAAUAGUAAACUCUGAGAAGUACUUAAAACUUUUCAUAUUUCUGAUUAUAAAAAUAAACUUUAUUUUAUAAUAAAUUUUUGAAAUCCGCGGACGCCAACUUGAAAGAAAGAAAAAAAAUUUAUCACAUAGACUCUCAAGACAAAUAAAAAAAAUUGAUAUGGAUUUGAUCGAAAAAAUGAUGGAAGAAGGGGAAUCUGUACGUGUGUUCGGGUACGGGUCUUUGCUCUGGAAGCCGGAUUUCCAGUAUGAGAAGGUAGAAACGGGCUGGAUAGACGGGUUUAAGAGAAGAUUUUGGCAGGGAAAUGUAACACAUAGAGGCACGGUUGAUAAUAUAGGACGAGUUGCAACGCUGAUCCAGUCAAAAAAGCAUCGGGUUUGGGGUGUUAUGUUUGAAGUUUCAAAUCAUGAGGAUAAAGUUAAAGCUUUGAAUGGACUUACUAAUCGUGAGGUGACUCUCGGCGGAUAUGACGUCAUUGAAACAACAUUUUACCCACGAGAUAAUGGAAUGAAACCAUGCCCGGUCAUUUUCUUCAUGGCAACGCCUCAGAAUGAACAUUACCUCGGGAAAGCAAGCAUGGACACCAUGGCGAUGCAAAUUGUGAACGCUGUUGGACCAUGCGGACCAAAUAUUGAUUACGUCACUAAAAUGGCGGACUUCAUUAGAGAAAAUAUACCGGAAGACAAGGAUGAACAUUUGUUUAAGCUAGACAAACUUGUACGUGAGUACGUCUCAACAGUAGUAGAGCGAAUUCAUUAG